Larimichthys crocea (large yellow croaker) is the source of this 2724-nucleotide messenger RNA. Its product is annotated as arachidonate 15-lipoxygenase B-like. Gene Ontology annotation, molecular function: iron ion binding; protein binding; oxidoreductase activity, acting on single donors with incorporation of molecular oxygen, incorporation of two atoms of oxygen. Gene Ontology annotation, biological process: lipid oxidation. The record is from RefSeq and is a predicted model, not a curated record. Bases 146 to 2149 code for a protein of 667 amino acids. NCBI's taxonomy places the organism in Eukaryota, Metazoa, Chordata, Actinopteri, Sciaenidae. The transcript has 15 exons.
UUGUGCAAGUGAGGUCUGAUUGGAUACUCUGCAAACUGCAGGAACAUAAAAGAGGAAAUAGCGGUUACUGCUGCUACUUUAUCAAAGGCAUUCAGCAAAGGAACUUGGUCUCAUAGACAGGAUUCUCCGGCUUUCCAAAGAGAAAAUGGUGAAUUAUAAAGUGACUGUGUCCACUGCCAAGCGUGUCAGUGCCACCACUUUUAACAAUGUCUUCAUUAAGCUGGUGGGCACGGAUGGUGAGAGUGAUCGCGAGUGGCUCAUCAGCUUCAAAGGGGCUACAGCCUUCGUGAUAGGAGCAGUGUCUACUUUCAACGUGUCCUGCCCCGUCUCCAUCGGAAAGCUGGUUCUGGUAGAAAUAGACAAACAGCCACUCCCACUGUUCCCAGAAGACUCCUGGUUUUCUGCCAAGGUGGAAGUGGAAUCACCUGAGGGAGACACUUAUACCUUUCCUAUCUACCGCUGGAUCACUGACAGCAAUGUGCACCGCUUCAGAGAGGCAACAGCUCUGAGAGUCUUUGACGACACACAUCAUCUUGGCCAAUACAGUCGAGACCAGGAGCUGAAGCAGCGAGCGGAAGACUAUUGCUGGGAUGUAUAUGCAGAGGGAAUACCCCACAAAAUAAAGACAAAGGAUGGCCCUUCUUCUCUACCCCCUGAGGUCCGCUUCUCCUUCACCAAGAAAAUGGAAUUUCGCUUUAAUUCUGUGACAGCGCUGACUGAGCUGCAACUGAAGGGGCUGGAGGAUUGCAAGGAGAACUGGACUGACAUUGAUGGCAUUAAUCGGGUGUUCUGCUGCAAACAGACUGAGAUAUCAGACUAUGUCCAGGAACAUUGGAAGGAGGAUGCUUUUUUCGGCUACCAAUUCUUAAACGGUGUCAACCCCAUGCUGAUCCGACGUUGUACAGCCCUGCCCGAGAACUUCCCUGUCACUGAUGACAUGGUCCAGUUUAGCUUGGAGAACGAAAUGAAGAAAGGCAACAUAUUCCUCUGUGACUACAAGCGUUUGGAUGGAGUGGAAACAAACGUUGUCAAUGAUAAGAAGCAGUACUUGAUGGCUCCCCUUGUCCUUUUGCACAAAACACCUGAUGAUAAGCUAAUGCCAAUUGCUAUUCAGCUGAAGCAGACUCCAGCCGACGACAAUCCCAUCUUUCUUCCUACUGAUUCAGAGUACGACUGGUUGAUGGCCAAGAUUUUUGUGAGAAGCGCCGAUUUUAACGAGCAUCAGCUCAAUGUUCACCUGCUACGCACUCAUCUGCUGGCUGAAGUCUUUGCAGUGUCACUACUGUGCAAUGUGCCCAUGGUGCAUCCACUGUACAAGCUCCUCAUACCUCACACUCGCUACACUCUGCAGAUCAACAACUUAGCUCGACUUCUUCUAAUAUCUGAGACAGGUUCUUUCACAAAGUAUGCAGCGUCUGGUGGAGAGGGUGUGAUCACAAUCCUGAAGAAAUCACUGUCCACCAUGACCUACAGCUCCCUCUGUAUACCAGAAGACAUCGCUGCACGUGGGGUGGAGGCUGUUCCGAAUUUCUACUACAGAGAUGAUGGACUCAGGCUUUGGGAUAUCAUCCACAGCUUUGUGCAGAAAGUGCUCAGCUACUACUACAAGAAUGACGAUGAGGUCCAACGAGACACUGAACUGCAGAAGUGGAUUUUGGACAUUUUUGAACAUGGAUUCCUUUCCCAAGCAGGCACAGGAAUUCCAGAAAGGCUUUCCACCGUGGAUGAGUUGGUCAAGUAUGUCACCAUGGUGAUCUUCACCUGCUCAGCACAGCACGCUGCAGUGAAUACUGGACAGUUUGACUAUGGUGCCUGGAUGCCCAACACUCCCACCUCCCUACAACUCCCUCCACCAACCACAAAGGGCACCACAAGUGAGGCCACGAUGCUGAACACAUUACCUGCCGUCAACACAACAGUUAACGGAAUGGCUACCAUGUGGCUACUCAGCCAGCAGUCCUCUGACUUUGUCGCUCUCGGUGAUUACCCGGAGGAACAUUUCAAUGAGGAAGUCCCCUGCAAGGCGAUAAAGGAUUUUCAACAUGAGCUUGAAAUGUUAAGUGCAGCAAUCAAAAAAAGAAAUACGAGCCUGGAAGUCCCGUACACAUACAUGGAUCCAACUGAGGUGGAAAACAGUGUGGCCAUUUGAAUUUCAGAGGAUGAGACCUUCUCAGCUGCCAAAUUCAGCUUCAUAUUAAGAGAAUGGAAAGAAUUACAUGGUGAUAUCAUAGUGUAAAGAAACAGAUCUGUGAUUUUAAACAGCCUACUUGAUUUAACUGUGAUGAAAAUUAAACGUUUUAAAUCACAAUCUGCAUCGUCCGUGAAUUUGCAUGGCAAAGGAUUACAAAUGUAAAAUACAAAAUACAAAUACAAAAGGUUUACACAUGUAUCUUUCACAACCAAAAUGUGACAAUUUUUUUUCUCUGACAAUUAUACAGUAUGCGUUUCAUAGCAGCUUUGCAUUAAUAAACUGAGCCACAGCUUGAUCUGUAUGUGAGCCUGCUCUGUGCCAGUGCACAGCAGUAUCUUAUAUUUUAUGAGAGACCAAUAUUUGUACUGAUUUCUUGUUUUUAUUUUCUUGGCACGUCACUGAUGACGACACAUUCAAUCAUGCAUUUGUCAGUGGACUUCAUGUACUUGAUUUAGGGCAUGUAAAUGAUUUGUUAUUUAUUACCCACUGCAAAUCAUAUCAUUCAUAAUAAAUAAAUAUGACUUGAGUGUAAA